UUACAAUCACUGUAUGACAUGAAUGCUACCUUACAUCUCGCGGAGGCCAUCUUCUUCACAGAUGAAGAAGACAUGCCACGGGGCGAUCUUCUUAUGGAGUGGCUGAAUACGCUCGAUCCUCAACCAGCACAGCAAGAGGGGGAAGAGAUCAUGAUGGCUAGGUCGCCUUGUGAUCACCCGGCCUUUUGGGAUUACAUUUCGAAAGGUGUCCUCCGUGGCCUCUUCACAAUGGCGGCGGAAUGUUUAGCUGGAUCGGGUCUUGCUCAGCGCGAUACCGCGACGGCGCGGGCUAGUGCAGAGUUGCAAGUGAUUCUGCGGUCCUGUCCGAGAAUUACAACAUACGCAAAACGAAUGGACGACUUCAAAGCGCGAUACCGGCAGUGGCGUGCAAAGGUCAUCCUCGCAGCUCGAUCACUGGAUCAGCUUGACCCAGAAUUGUCAUCUGCGUUCCGUCAAAUCUAUGAGCUCCUCAAAGGAGAUAAGGACGCAAUUUUCUGUCAGUGCGACUCUUGGCAAGAAAGUCUGGCAGCCUUGUCGCUUCUCUUCGAUCCCACGGGCUGCAAAGCUCCAAAAGAUGUGUUCGCUCUGUUUGAUUUGGUCAGUGAGUCGGAAAUGGGUGUCGACCGAACGCUUCCGGCGAAUAUGGCCGCUGCAGACCUUUGCGCCGGGCGGAUACCGCAAGCCAUUGCACACCUGCGACAAGUCAGCUUUGAAGGAGCUGCACUCUUAGCAGAUUUGCUGGACAAGGCUGAGCUCCUCGAUGGGUUGCGCGAAGACUCUAGCGAUUUCGCGAUCCGAGAAAUUCUUGUUCUGGAGCUCGGCGACACCUGGUUGUCCACUCAGGAAGCAUGGGCCGCUGCGGUCUCACUUUGGCGCAGUUGUGGAGAUGCAGGCUUCGAUCGUAUCCAGCAGAUUUUGCCACGAAUUCCGAUCCACUCGCAGGAUACGGCAGAUGACAUUCUGGAGCUCUGUUACGAGCUUGAGCUGGCUGAAGAAGCGCGUACCAUUGGAACUGUUUGGGCCAAGUUUUUGGAGCGAGGCGGUCAACAUGGUGAGGCCUUCGCUGCCUUUGAUCGAGCUGCCAACUAUGCGCAAAUAAAUCGACUGACUUGGUCUCUCUUCCGAAAGUCGUGCCUUGAAGGGCAACCCAGCUCUUCUGAUCCAUAUUUUGUGGAGUCUUUGCAAGCACCCGCUAUGAUGGCUUCGCGGGAACUUUCAGCGCUCCUGGCUCCUUAUGCGACAAUUGUCGGUCUACAUCAGUCCAGACAGGCCGGCGACAUGCUGCAAUUCGCCGUCCACCUAAUGGCGCUUCUUAGAUACGCCGACUUGCCAAAAGAAUAUGUUCCAAUUCUCAUGGUAGAGCUUUUGCCUCUUUUGGAUGUUUCCACGCGAUUGCUCUCGCACAGAGAUGUCUUCGAUGCUCUUGCGGCAUUGGAGGAAUUUCAGGAGAAUGAU
This is a messenger RNA of Protomyces lactucae-debilis, 1455 nucleotides long. Its product is annotated as nucleoporin Nup85-like protein. The record is from RefSeq and is a predicted model, not a curated record. The transcript has a single exon. Gene Ontology annotation, cellular component: nuclear pore outer ring. Gene Ontology annotation, biological process: protein import into nucleus; mRNA export from nucleus; positive regulation of DNA-templated transcription. Gene Ontology annotation, molecular function: structural constituent of nuclear pore. The annotation marks the transcript as partial. NCBI's taxonomy places the organism in Eukaryota, Fungi, Ascomycota, Taphrinomycetes, Taphrinales, Protomycetaceae.